Messenger RNA from Alligator sinensis (Chinese alligator), 4391 nucleotides. It is a transcript of the gene PDIK1L, whose product is annotated as PDLIM1 interacting kinase 1 like. NCBI's taxonomy places the organism in Eukaryota, Metazoa, Chordata, Crocodylia, Alligatoridae. The coding region runs from base 14 to 1039 and encodes 341 amino acids. The record is from RefSeq and is a predicted model, not a curated record. The transcript has 2 exons. Gene Ontology annotation, molecular function: protein kinase activity; ATP binding. Gene Ontology annotation, biological process: protein phosphorylation.
CUUGACAUUGAAGAUGGUGAGUAGUCAGCCAAAGUACGACCUAAUACGGGAGGUUGGUCGUGGCAGUUAUGGUGUGGUGUACGAAGCAGUUGUCAGGAAGACCUCUGCACGGGUUGCGGUGAAAAAGAUUCGGUGCCACGCUCCAGAGAACGUGGAACUAGCUCUGCGUGAGUUCUGGGCGCUGAGCAGCAUCAAGAGUCAGCAUCCAAAUGUCAUUCACCUGGAGGAGUGCAUCUUGCAGAAAGAUGGUAUGGUGCAGAAGAUGUCCCAUGGGUCCAGUUCCUCCCUUUAUUUACAGCUUGUAGAGACCUCGCUAAAAGGAGAAAUAGUCUUUGAUCCCAGAAGCGCCUACUACCUUUGGUUCGUCAUGGAUUUCUGUGACGGAGGGGAUAUGAAUGAGUACUUGCUGUCCCGAAAGCCCAGUCGUAAAACCAACACUAGUUUCAUGCUUCAGCUGAGCAGUGCUCUGGCUUUCCUGCACAAAAAUCAGAUUAUCCAUCGCGAUCUCAAACCUGACAAUAUACUAAUAUCACAGAGCAGGAUGGAUGCUAGCGAUUUGGAACCCACUCUCAAAGUGGCUGAUUUUGGAUUAAGUAAAGUAUGUUCGGCUUCGGGGCAGAACCCUGAAGAGCCAGUCAACGUAAAUAAAUGUUUUCUUUCAACCGCAUGCGGGACUGACUUCUACAUGGCACCAGAAGUCUGGGAAGGACACUACACUGCCAAAGCAGACAUCUUUGCUCUGGGGAUUAUAAUCUGGGCAAUGCUGGAAAGGAUCACCUUCAUCGACACGGAGACGAAGAAAGAACUCCUGGGGAGCUACGUGAAGCAGGGGACAGAGAUUGUGCCUGUUGGGGAGGCACUUCUAGAAAACCCCAAAAUGGAACUGCUCAUCCCUGUGAAGAAGAAGUCUAUGAAUGCUCGCAUGAAACAGCUGAUUAAGGAAAUGCUGGCUGCCAACCCGCAGGACCGCCCUGAUGCUUUUGAGCUAGAACUCCGAUUAGUCAAAAUUGCUUUUAAAGACAGCAGUUGGGACACGUGACCUCUGGAACGCUCAUCUCUGCACACAGCUGCUGCUUUUUUUUUUUUUUUUUUUUUUUUAAACAAAGGUGCAAACCUUCUUGUGGCAGUAAAAAAAAAAAAAAAAAAAAAGAUAAGAAAACGAAACAAACCUAAACUCAGCACUUCAGGGUUUAAUUUCAACCAAACUGAUUUUUUUCUUCUUUUUUUCCCAUGAAUUAAACUAAACUUGAGUUGGCCAUCUCAUUAUAAAUACACUUAUAUGUAUAUUCCCAAGAUAUUCUACCCAAGCGUAGGUGUCAAAAUAAUUCAUGUAAGCUGUCCACAAAGAGGCCCGAGAGUUGCGCUUCUUUUGCUUUCCAGGAAUACGUUAUGGAAUAUUUCAGACAUUCCAGUUUCGUAUCGCAGUAUUAGGAACUCCCGUGAACGAGGAGGUUUGCAUGCUGGCAGUGCAAAUCCUUGGGCUUUGUAAAGUAAAUCUAUGUAUAUAUUUAUGUAUAUGUGAGUGACCGAGCGUGUGCGUGUUGCAUUCCAUAGAGAAGAUGCCACUUCUGUUUAAAUUAUUUGGUGUGGGUUUGGAUGAUUGGGAUCUGCCGAUUAAACUCAGUGAGGGAAAUAAAUGAUAAGCAUUCCUCCAUAUGUACUUGCCAGAUGAAUUUUUACAUUUUUAUUUUUAUAGCCUAUUAUCAUUUGGAAAAAGAAAGGGCCUAAAACUUGACUUCUUCAACAAAAAAAAUGCAAUUCAAAGGGAUCAGCAAAUUCAAAGGUGCUGUGAUGUCUCUGAGCUUAGCACGGCCUAGUAAGGUUGCAGCCGAGGGAGUCAAAUUACAAAUGUAUGCAAUCAUGUGCUAGCAUGUUGCUUAGAUCAUUAAUCAUUCAGUUUUUGUUUUCUUUUAGGUAAGCGCACUCUAUUAAUCAGUUAAGCUACAGUUCCCUAACAUGACUGCACCCUUGUAUUUAUACAUCCCUACAGCCUAGAGCACUUACAGGAGGGUGACCUUGAUUUGUGAAAAUGUAGAUACCUAACAGCAGACUCCAGCAGCUGAAAUCGCUUUAAGGUUCUUCAUAAUCUGCUGAAACACAAUCUUUCCUGUUAGUCUGAUCUAGCUGAUACCAUUUGUAUCAGCUCUUUCCUAUCCUUGGCAUUGAUGCAAUGUCUUUUCACUGGUUAGUGCUGUGGCGAUAAAGGGAUUAUUAUCUUCAGUGUUAAACACCUCCAUUUUACAAUAUGGGUGAGAUCUCAAUACUUAAUGUAUGAAUGAGAUGUUGCAGCUUCAAUCAAAUCUUUUGUGCGGAAAACUGACCGACCUUUGGAUUGCUCUGCUGCAUAGGAGAGGUAGUGUUUUGUUCCUUAUGACUUGGUUUUAUUCUUUGUCCUGGAUGGUAGGACACAACCCGUUGAACUAGUACAAGCCUUUUUAUCCCUAUGUUCGCAAAAACUGAUCAAUUCAUAUGUUAAUGGAGAACUUUCCCAGACUUCCUAAUGUUUUAGGGUAGACUUGAAUUACUUGGCAGUAUGAUGAACGCUGACCAGCCCUGUGAAUCAUCGUAUUUGUUUCCUCUAAGCUGAUAAUUGAUGGAUAAGACCUGAAUUUUUAUUCUGUUAUCCAAAAAAGUCCUGCAAUGAGUAGGCAAAACCUUACAAAAUAGCACUGGAAGAAUACCUUGGGGCCAGAUAUUAACGAUCCUAGGGCCAACAUUUAGGCUUUAAACAGGGUUGUGCAACACCAGGUUUGCAAAUUCGAGAAGGUUUUCCACUGCAAAUGACUUCUUGUUUGGUUUUAAACAUUCCUUUGCAGUGUUGGCAACUCAGAGGUGGGGCCCUGGUGCUGUGGCAUGAAACCCAGGAAGUGAAACUGCCCCUAUACAGUGUUUACUUUCUCUAAUAAAUGAAAUGGGAGAAAGUAAACAAUUAGUACAGAUAAAGAAAAGUGCAAUUUGCCCCUCCAGGGAUAAUAGGGAAAGGGGGUGCAGAGCAGAGCAAGGGGUCAUUUUGCUAAAUACCUAGAUAUUUGUAAGAAUCCAGAUGUUGGCCUCAUAUCCCCUAAUGGAUAGAGCAGGGCUCUAGGAACUUUGGAUUUUAUUUUUUGACUUACUUGAUCCCCUCUUGGUCAAGCGACCUAGCAUCUGUGGUUUUCAAGUGGAAAAUGGUUUCCUUUCCAAAGAUAUUUUCAAUGUCUCGUUUCAAGAUAUCUAAUGAUGCUAGAAAAGCACAAGAGAAUGUUUUUCAGGCACAAUGCUCUGUCCUAUUGAGAGGGCUCAUCUAAAACUUCACUUGGUGUAAAUGACUUAGUCCUAAGUGGUGUUUUGUGGAGUUGCACCAACUGAGGAGAUCGCCCAGGGUUGUCUUGGGCAAACUCUUAUCGAUGUCACUUAUCCCCUGCAUGGAACUUAUAGGAAAAGGUAGGACUGAAGUUAAACAUGGACUCAAGCAGCAAUCAUGAUUUUAAAAAACCUUUAAAAGUGGUGACCCAUUCAGUUGAACAUUUUCCACCUGAAUUGGUCCACUUGAAGCCCCAGCUUGUUUUUGGAGACAAGGUGCUAGUUUAAGGAGGAACCCUGAGUGUCUGUGCCAGCAUUCUGGUUUUAGUAACAUCCCGGCAUGUAACAGUUGCUUUUGACGAUGAGGUAAGAAUCAUGGAACAAUAAAUACUGAGAGAUUUUUAAAGAUACCAAAAAAAGCAGGAAUUGAUAGUCUUCUCCCUAACCUACUCUAAAAUAUUAGUCUGUUUUGGAAUAAUAAUACUUAGCACUUCCCUUCAAAGCGCUUUGAAAAUCAAUUUGAUACUCGGAAGAGAUUUAAAGGAUAAACACCAAACCUGCUGCUUACCUGCAGUGCAGAAACUAAUGGAAAGCGAGGGAGGUAACGAAUCGCACAGUGAAGUUGAUUUCCCAAAGUGUUUCUUUGCACUGAUUGCCACUUUAAAGGGUGGGGGCUACCUGAAACCCUCCCUCGGUGCUUAGUCUUGAUGUUGUGAAGCUGAGUGUCUCGUUGGUUAGCACUGAAUGAUAGUCCUUGAUCUGUGUUUCUUGUUCUGAUUUUUUGCUCGAGGGUUUUUUGGGGUUUUUUUUGGAUCUCUGUAAAACCUUUAACUCAAGCUCUUGUAGCAGCUACAAAAUUCACCAGCAUGACACAAAGGUCAAGAUAGUCAUCAGCACUUCAGAAAGCAAAUGGACUUUCAGAACUUUUUUUUUUUCUUUUAAAAAUUGUAAAAUAUAUUUUAUGAAGAAUUUAUAAAAGGGGAAAUGAUUGUGUAAUUUAUUAAGUUCAUGACUGUUUUGAAAUAAAAUCUGAAUUUCAAUGACACUUUUGGAGACUGAAGAGACAUUUUUCUUUCUAGUCGGUGCCAGUUUGCUGUGUAGAUAAGCCAUCA